Lepus europaeus (European hare) is the source of this 642-nucleotide messenger RNA. Its product is annotated as ubiquitin-conjugating enzyme E2 D3. Gene Ontology annotation, biological process: protein K11-linked ubiquitination; ubiquitin-dependent protein catabolic process. The record is from RefSeq and is a predicted model, not a curated record. Bases 146 to 589 code for a protein of 147 amino acids. Gene Ontology annotation, molecular function: ubiquitin conjugating enzyme activity. NCBI's taxonomy places the organism in Eukaryota, Metazoa, Chordata, Mammalia, Lagomorpha, Leporidae. Gene Ontology annotation, cellular component: nucleus. The transcript has a single exon.
AGUAAGAAGGCGCCUGUGUCUGGCAGAGCCGGUGUGAGACCAAGAGACAAUCCUUCCCCGCCGCCCGGAUAAUCAAGAGUUUUGGCCGGACCUCUGAGCAUACACCGAGAGAGGGAGAGAGGAGCCAGACUAAAAAGCACAGACUAUGGCGCUGAAACGGAUUAAUAAGGAACUUAGUGAUUUGGCCCGUGACCCUCCAGCACAAUGUUCUGCAGGUCCAGUUGGGGAUGAUAUGUUUCACUGGCAAGCCACAAUUAUGGGACCUAAUGACAGCCCAUAUCAAGGCGGUGUAUUCUUUUUGACAAUUCAUUUUCCUACAGACUACCCCUUCAAACCACCUAAGGUUGCAUUUACAACAAGAAUUUAUCAUCCAAAUAUUAACAGUAAUGGCAGCAUUUGUCUCGAUAUUCUAAGAUCACAGUGGUCUCCUGCUUUAACUAUUUCUAAAGUUCUUUUAUCCAUUUGUUCACUGCUAUGUGAUCCAAACCCAGAUGACCCCCUAGUGCCAGAGAUUGCACGGAUCUAUAAAACAGACAGAGAUAAGUACAACAGAAUAUCUCGGGAAUGGACUCAGAAGUAUGCCAUGUGAUGCUACCUUAAAGUCAGAAUAACCUGCAUUAUAGCUGGAAUAAACUUUAAAUU